Molecule: messenger RNA, 2819 nt
Organism: Pelodiscus sinensis (Chinese soft-shelled turtle)
Lineage: Eukaryota; Metazoa; Chordata; Testudines; Trionychidae
Source: RefSeq, a predicted model, not a curated record
CACGGUCACAGCAGCCUGCCAUAUCCAGGCAAGCAAAAAUGGAUGUUACAAGGGGGGUUCCUGUCUGGCUACAAGGGUUUUCAGUGGGGCUUGGCUUUCCAGGCCCCACAACCUGCAAGUGGCGGAGUUCACAAUUGUGAUCAAAGUGCUCAGUGUACGGCGUUGUGGGAUAGUGGUGUUAACUCUUGCGCUAUGGUGUUCUCAGUAGAUACACAAUGACCCGAAGUUGCUUGGGGGAUGUGGGGUUGCAUAAUGGAUGCUUAGGAGAUAAAUUUAAGUGCAGAGACCUGUGCAACUAAGUCAGCUUGCAUUGAUCUAGUGUAGACCCAGCCUGGGAGGGUGUAAUUCUGGUAGGAAGACCUACCUCUAAUAAAGUCACUGAAGUGUUUCCCAAUGUGGCAGAGGUUUGAAUGUCAAGUCUGGGGGGGACUCAGUGUGUGCAACGGACAAAAGCCCCAUCUGAAAUGUCUCCAAUGUCCCUUUCCACCCUGACAGGCUACAGAUCAACAUCCAUGUUUUUCUCCACAUUUCCCCAUCCUCCUAGGGGAAAGGCAAUGGCUGUGGCGGAGGCUGAGGGGCUGGUGACCUUCGAGGAGGUGGCCGUGUAUUUCACCAGGGAAGAGUGGGCUCUGCUGGACUCUGCUCAGAGAGCCCUGUACAGAGCUGUCAUGCAGGAGAACUAUGAGUCUGUGGCCUUGCUGGGGUUUCCAGUUCCCAAACCAGAUGUAAUUUCCUGGCUAGAACGAGGGGAGGACCCAUGGGUCUCAGACCUCCAGAGCUCUGAGGAAAGAGAGAUCCUGAGAAAUGCCUGUACAGCAACUGGUGGGAUGGUGAAUGAGCACAAGGAAAAUAGUCUUCAACAAGAAGAUGCUGAGCAAAUAGAACCACCUGGCACAGUAUUAGAAAGAUCAAAAAGGGAUGUGUCCUGUAGUGGUGCACAGACAGAAGCCUGUCAGAAUCAGCACAGAGCAGAAAAAAAAUUUAGGAGUGGCUCUCACAUUAUUAGACAUGAAAAAAUCAGCCCAGAAGGGACACACUACACCUGCCUUGACUGUGGGAAAACCUUCAAACAUAAUUCAGUCUUUCUCAUACAUCAGCGAACCCACACGGGAGAGAAACCCUACACAUGCCCUGAGUGUGGGAAAGGCUUCAGCAGAAGCUCAAACCUUAUCAUACAUCACAGGAUCCACACCGGAGAGAGACCCUACACUUGCCCUGAGUGUGGGAAAAGCUUCAGCCGGACCUCAGAGCUUAUCAUCCACAGGAGAAUGCACACUGGGGAGAGACCCUACAUUUGCAGUGAGUGUGGGAAAAGCUUUACUCGGAGCUCAGAACUUAAUAAGCACCAGAGAAUCCACACUGGCGAGAGACCCUUCCAAUGCCAUGAGUGCGGGAAAGACUUCACCUAUAGCUCACAGCUUGUCACACAUCGAAGAAUCCACACUGGAGAGAGACCCUAUCCAUGCCCUGAGUGUGGGAAAGGCUUCACUUCUAGCUCACAGCUUGUCUCACAUCGGAGAAUCCACACUGGAGAGAGACCCUACUCAUGCCCUGAGUGUGGGAAAAGCUUCAGUUCUAACUCACAGCUUGUCUCACAUUGGAAAACCCACACAGGAGAGAGAUCUUACUCAUGCCCAGUGUGUGGGAAAAGCUUCAGUCAUAGUUCACAGCUUGCUACACAUCAGCGAACCCACACAGGAGAGAGACCAUACAUAUGCCCUGAGUGUGGGAAAAGCUUCAGCCGAAGCUCAAACCUCAUCACACACCACAGAACCCACACCGGGGAGAGACCCUACGCUUGCCUGGAAUGCGGGAAGAGCUUUAGCCGGAGCUCAGAGCUUAUCAGACAUCACAGAAUCCAUACAGGGGAGAGACCCUACAUAUGUCUUGAAUGUGGGAAAGGCUUCACUCGCAGCUCAGAUCUUAGUAAGCACCAGAGAAUCCACACUGGAGAGAGACCCUACCGAUGCCCUGAGUGUGGGAAAGGUUUUCGCUAUAGCUCACAUCUUGUCUCACAUCGUAGAAUCCACACAGGGGAGAGACCCUACUCAUGCCCUGUGUGUGGGAAGGGCUUCAGUGAUAGUUCACAGAUGAUCACACAUCAGAGAAGCCACACGGGGGAGACACCCUACAUGUGCCCCGAGUGUGGGAAGAGCUUCAGUUGGCACUCAAACCUUAUCACACAUCAGAGAAUCCACACUGGAGAGAGACCUUACACAUGCCCUGAGUGUGGGAAAAGCUUCAGUCGGAGCUCAAACCUUGCCACGCAUCACAGGAUCCACACUGGGGAGAUGCCCUAUGCUUGUCCUGAGUGCGGGAAAAGCUUCAGCCGGAGCUCUGAGCUUAUCAUCCACAGGAGAACCCACACCGGGGAGAGACCCUACGCUUGCUGUGAGUGCGGAAAACGCUUCAUUCGGAGCUCAGAGCUUGUCAUACACCAGAGAAUCCACACUGGAGAAAGACCCUACCGAUGCCCUGAGUGCAGGAAAGGCUUCAGUUCUAGUUCACAGCUUGUCUCGCAUCAGAAAACCCAUAUAGGAGAGUGACACUAUAAUUGUGUUCAGUGGGGCUGCCCCAAGGUGUUUUUUUUAAUGCAUUGGCUAAUUCCCAUAUAGCAGUCUUUAAGGGUUUUUUUGCACCAUUUCCUUUAAUGUAGUCUCAGGUUCCCUGGGUGAGUUGCCGCCUUUUGCUGCUUACCUUACUCUGGAGUGAGUCUUGUGAUCCUUUCUAUCUACGGGUAUGUCUACACUACAAAGUUAAUGCGAACUAACAGACGUUAGUUCGCAUUAACUUUGAUAGGCGCUACACAUGCAAACCGC